AUGUUACGGACACCGAAAGUCACGUUGAAAGAAUGGUCAAGCACCGGCGGGGUUUGGUGUGAUCGGAUACCAGAAGAGCCCGACAGUGACUACGAGACAGAUAGUAGAAGAUCGGGUUCUCUGAUUGGUUCUUCUGUGACCUCGUUGCACCAUCGCUACACAGCUUCCGAAGCGGGCGAGAUGAGCGGCCUCACUUUCCAACUUCAAACUGGUCUCAAUCGUAAAUCCCUUACUGUUGAGGGUCCAGAGAUCUCUCUACGUGAUCUCCGAAAUGCGGCUUUCAGAUUUCUCGUUGAAACGUACCCAGAAGACUCGCCCGGUGAAUCGCUUCAUGAUCAGAUUAUGCUUUACAAGCACGAUCUUCGAUCAAUCAAUAUUCUUCAAUUGAUCACCACUUCUGCUGAUAUUAAUGAAGGAACGCUGGUCGAAGUUGUCAUCGGUUCUUGUCCCCAUCAUGAACGCCUCGUCGUCCAUCCACACACUCUCUACGUUCACUCCUACAAAACCCCGACUUUCUGUGAUUUCUGCGGAGAGCUUCUUUUCGGUUUGGUGAAACAAGGACUCAAGUGUCAAGGAUGUGGCCUCAACUAUCACAAGCGAUGUGCAUCGAAGAUCCCGAAUAAUUGCAAUGGAUCGAGACAGAGAAGACCGUCGGCUAUCCCGCUUUCCCCAUCCAAUUCACAUGGAUUCAGACCGUCAAUUGGUGGCACUUCAAUGCUCGAUGCAUUGGAUACAGGCCGACCGUCGCCGUCACUCACACCCGAUAUUUAUGUGACACCGGAUAAUGAUUGCGGGGAUCCUGUGGGUGGAAAUCUAUUGCAAAUGCCGAGAAAAGAUCGGAGUUGCUCGUGGUCUGGAAGGCCGUUGUGGAUGGAAGUCGCUGAAGCAACCAGGGUCAAGGUCCCUCACACAUUCCAAGUGCACAGCUAUAAACGACCAACCGUUUGCCAGUACUGCAAAAAGUUGCUUCGAGGAUUGCUUCGACAGGGGAUACAGUGCAGGGAUUGCAAAUACAAUUGUCACAAGAAAUGCUCAGAAUUGGUUCCCCGGGAUUGUCCCGGUCCAUCAGCGAACACUCAACCAUUUUUCUUGGGAACACAAGAUGAUCGUACUCAUGAUGAAAGUGCUGAUGAAAGCUCGGGAUUAUUGCGACACAAAAAGGCCACCAACACUCCAUCAGCACCGUUGGCCGGGCAGAAUGAGAAAGGAACACAGAUCACUUUCAAUAAUGGAGCUGCGAGUCCAGAAGCUGACGAGGGAGCGCUCAAUGAGAGUCAGAAUAUCCCAUUGAUGCGUAUUGUGAUGUCAAAGAAGCAGACGAAGAGAAAGAACAAUAAAUUGAUUAAAGAAGGAUGGAUUGUUCAUUACACAGAUCAACAGAAUAAUCGCAAAAAGCACUACUGGCGAUUGGAUACGAAAUCGAUCAUUAUGUAUCAAGAUGAGACAUCCACAAGAUAUUAUAAGGAAAUCCCGUUGAAUGAGGUCUUGGAGUUGAAGUCAGUUGAGCAUGAGAGUCUUUCUCGAAAAACCACUCAUUUCUGCGAGAUUCGCACUCAGGGAUGCACCUACUUUUUGGCAAGCUCGAACAACGAUGGGAAAAACGAGGAAACGGCUACGGGUUGGUCGUGUGCGAUUCAGGCGGCAUUGAUGCCAGUGACUCCACAAUCUUCAACCGGGCUCACACGCGAUAUGGCUCAAUUAAAAGUGCCGAGCCAAGGAGAGAAAGGACAUUUGGGUGUACAAAUACAAAGUGAACAGGAAUUCUCACAGCUCUAUCAGAUCUUUGCCGACGAGAUUCUUGGAUCCGGCCAAUUCGGUACUGUUUACGGGGGAAUUCACAGGAAAACGGGCACGCAUGUCGCUGUGAAACUCAUCGAUAAGCUCAAAUUCCCACCGAAUAAAGAGGAUCUGUUGAGGACCGAAGUUCACAUUUUGCAGAAAGUCUCCCAUCCUGGUGUGGUCGAAUUCCAACAAAUGCUUGAGACGCCCGAUCGGAUCUUUGUUGUGAUGGAGAAAUUGAAGGGCGAUAUGUUGGAGAUGAUUCUAUCGAGUGAAAAGGGACGAUUGAGUGAGAGAACCACACAGUUCUUGGUUGGACAGAUUCUCGUCGCGCUCCGCUACUUGCACAACUUAAACAUCGUCCAUUGCGACUUGAAACCCGAGAAUAUUUUGUUGACUUCAAAUUCCGAUUUCCCACAGGUGAAACUCUGUGACUUUGGAUUUGCGCGAAUUAUUGGAGAGAGAUCUUUCCGAAGGAGUGUCGUUGGAACACCUGCUUAUUUGGCUCCCGAGGUACUUCGGAAUAAAGGUUUCAAUCGAUCACUUGAUAUGUGGAGUGUUGGAGUCAUCGUUUAUGUUAGUUUAUCCGGCACUUUUCCAUUCAAUGAGGAUGAGGAUAUCAACGAUCAGAUCCAGAAUGCUGAAUUCAUGUAUCCACCGACGCCGUGGAAGGAGAUCACUGAAACGGCCAUCGAUUUCAUCAACGGUUUACUGCAAGUGAAGAUGAGCAAGAGGUUGACUGUGUCAAAGGCUCUCGUUCAUAUUUGGAUGCAGGGUUAUCAACUCUGGUCCGACGAGCGUUGCCUUGAAAAAGAAGUGGGUGAACGAUUCUUGACACACGAGAGUGAUGAUCAACGAUGGGCAGAAUACGAGAGUCACAACGGGCUACAACCUGUCUAUGUC
Messenger RNA from Mesorhabditis belari, 2682 nucleotides. Lineage: Eukaryota; Metazoa; Nematoda; Chromadorea; Rhabditida; Rhabditidae. The record is from the annotation of a GenBank genome assembly.